Messenger RNA from Funneliformis mosseae, 271 nucleotides. Lineage: Eukaryota; Fungi; Glomeromycota; Glomeromycetes; Glomerales; Glomeraceae. The record is from the annotation of a GenBank genome assembly.
GUACGCCAAAGAUUUUGGAAGUAAGGUUGAGGAGCACUGUAUUUAUAAGAUACAUUUAGAAGCAAUUAAUAACAAUCCUAAUCUACUGGAGAACCGCGAUAUUGGAGCAACCCGGAAGUUAGCAAGACAGGUGUUAAAUAAUUUUAAGGUUUAUAAAUUUUUUAAUAACGGAAUAUCACAAAGGCCAAAAAGUACUAGGAUACGUCUGAAAGCCCAACAGAUACGUCUGGCAGUUGAAGAGGCAAAUUCAGAUAAAGUCACCGGUCUUUAG